Messenger RNA from Phytophthora infestans T30-4, 579 nucleotides. RefSeq lists its product as uncharacterized. Bases 1 to 579 code for a protein of 192 amino acids. The record is from RefSeq and is a predicted model, not a curated record. NCBI's taxonomy places the organism in Eukaryota, Oomycota, Peronosporomycetes, Peronosporales, Peronosporaceae. The transcript is spliced from 4 exons.
AUGACCAAGAUGAAGAUGCCAAUGCUGCCCACGUGGCUGCUACUAGCGCUGCCCGGGAUUUUGGCGCAAGGCGACUUCGCGGCUCUGGAUCCAGAGGCCGCCGCAGUUGCGGAAGACCCACACUUUGAUCCGUAUGACGACAAGCCGCGUGGAGUUGGAGCAGACGCGGAGUACGCUCCAAAAGCUCGCGCCGUGGAAAGCUUCGACUUCGAUCCGUCCGAGGGCUUGACGUUCUACGUAGCUGGAGAGAGCAGCGAUUGCUUCUACCAGGACGCCAAAUUCGACGGAGAUGAACUGGGCGGUGCCUAUGUCGUGAGCUCUGCAGAUUCGCACAUUGAUUUGGAGGUGAAGAACCCUGAGGGCGUCACUAUCUACCGACGACUAGGAGACGCAGAGGGACAGUAUCUCGUCAUACCCAAGCAAUCGGGUGUACAUGAGUUCUGCUUCAUCAAUCCGGACUCGGACGGGAAGCUAGUGACGCACGUGACUAACACGUUGCAGUCGCAGCAUCCGGUUGAGAAAGAGCACGUGAGUGUGUUGGCGAAGUACGCGUCGCACUUGGAUGCAUAUCAAGGGUGA